AUGGCUAUACCGCUCUUGGGAAGACUGAAUCUAUUAGAAUGGCCUUUGGUUAUUAUAUCUUUUCUAUUUGCUUAUAUUGAAUUCAUAAUAUCAAUAAUAACAAAAUGUUUACCAAAUUCAAUAAUUCAUUUAUUUACAAAUUUAUUAAAUCAAUUUUAUACUUUCUUUAUCCUUUCACCAAAUGAUCAAGAAAUUUUAGCUAUCCCCAAGACAAAAGAAUAUAUUGAUAUGUUAAAAUUAAGAAAUCAAAUUAAAAAUUGUGAAUCUAUAUUAGAUAUUGGUGCUAUAUUUGGUUAUGAAAUUGAUGAUCAUAUAGUGGAAACAAGAGAUGGUUAUCUACUUUGUCUUCAUAGAAUAAAACCAAAACAACAAGGCGCUCCAAUUGUUUAUCUUCAUCAUGGGUUAUUAAUGUGUUCAGAUAUUUGGUGUACAAAUAUUGAAAAACAUAAAAAUUUACCAUUUUUAUUACAUGAUUUAGGGUUUGACGUCUUUAUUGGUAAUAAUAGAGGUAAUAAAUAUUCAACAAAACAUAUUAGAUUAAAACCAAAUGAUAUUAAAUUUUGGGACUUUAGUAUUGAUGAAUUUGCUAUAUAUGAUAUUCCAGAUUCAAUUAAUUAUAUCUUGAAUUAUACAAAUCAAAAAUCAUUAACUUAUAUUGGAUUCAGUCAAGGUUCUGCUCAAGCAUUUGCUGCAUUAUCAAUUAAUCCUUUAUUAAAUAAACAAAUUAAAUUAUUUAUUGCCCUUUCACCUGCAAUGACUCCAAGAGGGUUACAUCAUAAAGUUGUUGAUGCAUUAAUUAAAACUUCACCAAAUAUAAUGUAUCUGAUUUUUGGUAAAAAAACUUUAUUACCAACUGCAUCUUUUUGGGAAUCAAUAAUUUAUCCUCCAUUAUUUGUUAAAAUUAUUGAUUUAUCAAAUGAAAUUUUAUUUAAUUGGAAAUCUAAAAAUAUUAAUUUUAAUCAAAAAAUUUCAAGUUAUUCACAUCUGUAUUCUCCAACUUCUGUUAAAUCAAUUGUUCAUUGGUUUCAAAUAAUUAGAAAUUCAAAUUUUCAAAUGUUUGAUGAAGAUUUAUCAAUAACAAACACUUUUUCAAAACCUUUUAAAACUCCAAAUUUCCCUUCAAGAACAAAUAUUAAAGUUCCAAUUAGAUUAUUAUAUGGUACAAUAGAUUCUUUAGUUGAUAUUGAUGAAAUGUUAAAAUUAUUACCUACAGAUGAUAUAAAAGCUAUUGGAAUCGAUGAACAUGAACAUUUAGAUUUAAUUUGGGGUGAUGAUAUUGAAGAAUUAGUUUAUCCUCAUAUAUUAAAAUUUUUAGAUAUUAAAAAUCAAAUUGUUGGUGAUUUAGAAAAUGAAAAAGUUUCAAGUUUUUAA
Messenger RNA from Hansenula ciferrii, 1371 nucleotides. RefSeq names its product sterol esterase (gene TGL1). The coding region runs from base 1 to 1371 and encodes 456 amino acids. The transcript has a single exon. The record is from RefSeq and is a predicted model, not a curated record. NCBI's taxonomy places the organism in Eukaryota, Fungi, Ascomycota, Saccharomycetes, Phaffomycetales, Wickerhamomycetaceae.